CCCGCCCCGUAGCCCCGGUUGAGGAAGUGAGUUCCGCUGACAGGGCUGGGUUCUGAGGAGAAGCUGCUAGCACCCGCUGCUCGGCUAAAAACACGGUGUAGCGCUCACACAACUGAGCAGAACCAGCAAACAGCCUCCGAGGCGAGAGCUUAGACUCAUCCGGGACCGCGUAUUUAUCCUUCCGAGAACGCUGCAAACAUGAAUGAUCAGCAGUUAGACUGUGCCCUGGACCUGAUGAGGCGUCUCCCUCCACAGCAGAUUGAGAAGAAUCUUAGUGACCUCAUUGAUCUGGUGCCCAGCCUGUGUGAGGAUCUGCUCUCAUCUGUGGAUCAGCCUCUGAAGAUUGCCAGAGACAAAGUGGUUGGGAAAGACUAUCUGCUCUGUGAUUACAACCGCGACGGUGACUCCUACAGAUCUCCAUGGAGUAAUAAAUAUGAGCCCCCUAUUGAUGAUGGUGCCAUGCCCUCGGCCCGUCUGAGGAAGCUGGAGGUGGAGGCCAACAAUGCUUUUGACCAGUACAGAGACCUGUAUUUUGAGGGUGGCGUGUCAUCCGUGUACCUGUGGGAUCUAGAUCACGGGUUUGCUGGAGUCAUCCUCAUUAAGAAGGCUGGAGACGGCUCCAAAAAAAUCAAGGGCUGCUGGGAUUCCAUCCAUGUGGUGGAGGUGCAGGAGAAGUCGAGUGGUCGCACUGCACAUUAUAAACUCACCUCCACGGUGAUGCUGUGGCUGCAGACGACCAAAACCGGCUCUGGAACCAUGAACCUGGGAGGAAGCCUCACUAGACAGAUGGAGAAAGAUGAGACGGUCAGCGAGUCCUCACCACACAUCGCCAACAUUGGACGCCUGGUUGAGGACAUGGAGAAUAAGAUCCGCUCCACCCUCAAUGAGAUCUAUUUUGGCAAGACCAAGGACAUUGUCAAUGGCCUGAGAUCUAUUGAGUCUCUCCCUGAUAAUCAGAAGUACAGGCAGCUGCAGCGAGAGCUUUCUCAGGUUCUCACUCAGCGCCAGAUCUUCAUAGACUAGGGCUGGAGGAGUGUGCAGACGCUGGCGGCGGUUAGAGCCAAGCAGGAGGCUCUGAGGACCGACCUGAUCGACGCACUCAGCAAACGCAAACAGCAAAGCUAGAGACACCCUCACACCCCACCACCCCCACUCUCACUCCCUCCUCUCUCUGCUGUUUAUUUUGUCUCUCAAGUUACUUUGUCGUUGUCUCCUCUGUGCUUGCGCUCUGUCUGUGGAACGACAAAAAGAAGACAAACGCUUGGCUUUGGGGUUUUUGUACUGUUUAGAAUUUUCCUGCAGGUUUUGCAGCACUUCUCUUUAUUUCUGUCAUUCAGCUCAUGAUGAUGAUGAUCAGAGUGUUUCUGUGUAACAUUAUGGAUUGUAUACACAUACAAAUCACACCCCUUACAGCCACGCCCCAUACAAAUCACACCCCUUACAGCCACGCCCCAUACAAAUCACACCCCUUACAGCCACGCCCCAUACAAAUCACACCCCUUACAGCCACGCCCCAUACAAAUCACACCCCUUACAGCCACGCCCCAUACAAAUCACACCCCUUACAGCCACGCCCCAUACAAAUCACACCCCUUACAGCCACGCCCCAUACAAAUCACACCCCUUACAGCCACGCCCCAUACAAAUCACACCCCUUACAGCCACGCCCCAUACAAAUCACACCCCUUACAGCCACGCCCCAUACAAAUCACACCCCUUACAGCCACGCCCCAUACAAAUCACACCCCUACAUAAGCCACACCCACAACAUCUCUCUUAUAAAGGCACUUGCUUGAGUAAUCUGCAGGAGACAAAAACCUCUUAAUCAUCAUUAUUAAUAUGAUUGUUAGUAGUUCUCUUUGUGUGCGCGUGUGCGUGUGUGUGUGUGUGUGUGUGUGUGUGUGUGUACACAACCCAUUAAACUUUUGUAUAGCUCCCCUCCACCACCACCUCUCUGCACUCUCCCAGUUUUAUUCUGGAUCUCUCACCCAAAGCUUGGCAAUCUGUUGUUUUUGUUUUGUUUGUUUUUGUUUGUUUGGAUGGGGGUGGGGUAUUACAUGUCCUUUUUAUUUGUUUGUUUUUGUAAUGCUUACAGUUCAUGUAUUACUAGGAGCCUCCAGCAACAAUAAAAACUGUAAAAUGCUAUAAACAAUCAAACAUCUCUGCUUUGUGUGUGUGAACUAAACACUUUGGAUGAUUUCAUUUGAAGUCCUUUUCUCUCGAGAUGUGUGAACACACACAAGCGCUCGUGUAGAUGUAAUAAAUCAGUAGCUUCCUAAUAACUGGAGUGAAUAAGUUGUGUGUAUUUGGAGAGAGGACACGGGUGAGUGAGGCUCAUGUAGGAUUCCAGUCUUUAACUGUAGCAUCUUAAUCUGAACAGCUUCAUCAUCUAACACACGUCACUGUACAUUUCUUUAUCUGUCGUUAUUCACACUGUGUCUCAUAAUCUGUAUUAAUCUACACAAAAUCAGGUACAUCAUAUAAACAGUUUAAUAAAGUGUCUUUUCGA
Molecule: messenger RNA, 2509 nt
Organism: Tachysurus vachellii
Lineage: Eukaryota; Metazoa; Chordata; Actinopteri; Siluriformes; Bagridae
Gene: capzb
Product: capping actin protein of muscle Z-line subunit beta
Exons: 10
Coding region: 199-1023 (274 amino acids)
Biological process (GO): regulation of lamellipodium assembly; cell morphogenesis; actin cytoskeleton organization
Cellular component (GO): F-actin capping protein complex; cytoplasm
Molecular function (GO): actin filament binding
Source: RefSeq, a predicted model, not a curated record